UUUGCUUCUCUUUGAAAAAGAAGGGGAAAAGACAACCGGAGUAAACGAAAUGCAUAGAUAAAACAGUGGGUAUAAUUGCAUGAUUAAAAAUGAAAAACGAAUAAAUAUCAAACGAUUGACGAAAGAUAUACAAGUGCUUUUUAACUUAUCACCUGAAUCUUUUGGCGGUAAUUCGUGAACAUGUCAUUAAUAAGAAAACCCAUGCGAUAUGCUCAUCAAGAAGGACACACCGACGUUUGCUAUUAUUCUGGCGAAAAGAGAGGGCUCGUUACGUGUGGUUGCGAUGGAGAUGUUAGAUCCUGGUUAAAUUUAAUGGACGAUGACCCGACCACCAGUUGUAUUUCGGAACAAGCAAUUACUGCUAUCUCAAAGGACGGUAAAAUUUUUGUGGGAAAUGACAAUAACACAGUACAAAUACUUACUUAUCCUGAUUUAGAGAAGGAAGGAAUAGUUACUAGAUUUUCAGCACCAGUCUCAGCAUUGGCAACAGCAAAAGAUAGUAAUUUAAUAGUAUCUGGUGCCUGCGAUAUGCGGAUACAAGUCACAAACAUUAAUACUUUAGACAGUAUAGAAUUAGAAGGUCAUGAAGCACCUAUCUUGGGCUUAUCUUUAGAUCCAAAAGAAGAGUUUGUGGCAUCUUCUAGUGCUGAUGGAUCUAUUCGAGUAUGGAAUAUUAAAGAAAAGAGAACCGUACAUGUUUGGAAUAAUAUUGUACCAAAAUGUAACUCCUUUUUUAUUGCAAAGUCAUAUUGCACACCUUCUUUCAAAUGUACAGAUGGCAGUUGUUUAGCAUAUCCAGCUAACAAAGAUAUAGUUAUUGUAGAAAGAUUAUCCUGGAAGGAAUUGUAUAGAUUGAAGUGUCCUACUUUGAAAACUGAAAUCAGCAUUUGUAAGUUCUCUGAGUGUGGCACGCGCAUCGCAGCUAGUUCACUAUAUGGAGAGAUAGUUAUAUGGAAUGUUGAAACUAAGGAAAUAAUUGGAUAUCUCGAACAUGAGCAAGAUACCAAAAUCACUGCAUUGGUGUGGCACAUAGAUCAUUCAAAUGAAAUCGCAUUCUGUGAUGCAUUAGGAAAAUUAGGAUGCAUUGAUGUGAUAAAUACUAGUAAGCCUACAAGUGAUGUAAUGUUAGAUUUUGAAAAAAAUGAAGACAUGAUGGAAAAUAAUCUUGCUUUAUCGGACCAUGAUGACGAUGAUGACGAAAACGUGAUAUCCCUGAAUAAAAUCAAGGCCUCUGUCAAUUUAGAGGAUGACGAAAAAUCUAAUUUUGAUGUAGACUCUGAAAAACCUCCAUGUGACACAAAAACUUUUAUACCUAAUGUAAAAUUGCAAUCAUCUUUUCAACCUGGAUCUACGCCCUCUCAUUUAUUAUCGUAUUUUAUGAUGUGGAACGAUGUGGGAAUGAUUAGAUCUUUCUCGUCAGAAGAUGGGGAAGAGUGUAGUAUUGAAGUGGAGUUUCAUGAUGUUACAGUUCAUCGCAGCAUGCACAUAAAUAAUUAUUUACGACAUUCAUUAGCUGCUCUAUCUACUCAAGCACUUGCUCUAAGCUGCACAGCUUCUGAAGAUGGCCCUAGUAAAAUUGUCGUGAUAGCUCUGCAAGGUUGGGGUUCUGGAAAUAAAGAAUGGUCUUUGGAUCUACCAGAAGGAGAGGAAAGCGAAUGCUUAGCGGUUGGUGAUAAUUUUAUUGCAGUAGCAACAUCUAAGAGAAAUUUAAGAAUAUUUAUGAUAGGAGGGACACAACGUGAGAUUUUAGCUCUGCCUGGACCUGUAGUUGCAAUGAAUGGUCUAGGAAAUCAUCUUUUAAUAGCUUAUCAUGCUGGAAUUGGUUCAGCAAGUGAUCAAAAUAUAAGUUUACUAUGGAUACAAAUACAGGGAGCGCAUUUACGCAGUCAAACUUUAACGCUUCCGCUUUCACCAACAUCAGAUCUCAUGUGGUUAGGAUUGUCAGAUGCUCGUUCGCCCACUACCAUGGAUUCUGACGAUGUUAUUAGGAUAUACGAUAAGAGAUCUUGUCAAUGGAGAGUGCUCUGUGAUGCAAAUACACAGGGAAAAGGUAGAGCAGAUCACUAUUUCAUAAUCGGCGUGAGCGAAUAUGAACGGAAUAUGCGAUGUAUUCUUUGCAAAGGUAGUUAUUAUCCACCGACUACCCCGCGACCAAUAAUUACCGAGGUAUCUCUAUCUGCACCUCUCUGCGAACCGGAAUCUGAGAAAACUGAGAAAGAACGUAAACUGUGGGAGAUAGGAAAUAAUCCAUUAGAUGAAACUGAAGCGAUGUUAACUUUAAUAGCGCUUGCCUGCAAAAGCAAUUUGGAAUAUCGCGCAGUGGACAUUUGCGAACAAAUUGCGUCAACGAAAGUGAUUGAUUUGGCCGUACGAUAUGCCUUGCGUUUAAAUAAAAUGGCAUUGGCAAAUAAAUUGGAGACAAUUGCUGACAGAAAAUCAGAUUCCAAAGAUACAAAAGAAAAAGAAAUGGAAAAUCACCAAGACGAUUUUACAAAUAACGAUAAUUUUAACGGUAGUCAAGACAUUAAUAGCCAAGAAGACAAUGACGUGUCUUUACCAUCCAUUAAAAAACCAGAGAUAGAAAUUAAGCCAUUAGCCAUGAGUCAAACAUUAAAAAGAGUAAAUCCAUUUUUAAAAGCUGGAAGUCCAUCUCUAUCGCCAAGAGGUUUAGCUGGUUUAAAUAGUUUACCCGAGAAGCCCCAGAAAUCUGCAUUGCCCAAAAUCACGCCUGUUAAAUCAAAAUCGAAAACCGAGUCUAAAAAAGACUCGUUUAUUAAUUGGUACGCCAAAAAUAAAAAGAAUUUGCAGGAAGAAUUUCCUGAGGUAAAUGUUUCUGAAUUAACCAAAAUCGGUUUGACACGAUACAAAGAAGAGAUGGCACAGUCGAACACAGACAAUGCGACUAGAUCUUCAGAACUCUUCAAGAAACGAAAAUUAUCAAGUCCAGAUAAAGAUAAUAGUCAAGAUGAUGCAAAACGAGCUGUUCGUAGCAAACUCAGUGAAUUUGCAUUCGACAAGUAAAUUUUAUUCGCAAAAAAGUUUUAAUCAUAAAGCUUGCAAGAUUUUAGAAAAUUUGGAU
Acromyrmex echinatior (Panamanian leafcutter ant) is the source of this 3079-nucleotide messenger RNA. Its product is annotated as Chromosome transmission fidelity 4. Gene Ontology annotation, cellular component: nuclear replication fork. Gene Ontology annotation, biological process: DNA repair; mitotic cell cycle; DNA-templated DNA replication. Gene Ontology annotation, molecular function: protein binding; chromatin binding. The record is from RefSeq and is a predicted model, not a curated record. Lineage: Eukaryota; Metazoa; Arthropoda; Insecta; Hymenoptera; Formicidae.